AGUCCCCAGCCUCAAACGUGCUGGAUAACUUGUCUUUAGGUCACACGCACAGGCUGUGACCUCGGGUGGGGAAUGUGGGGCGGCCUAUAGACGAGGGGCUGGGUCUCAAACACCCCCAACGCCCUAAUGGAACCAGCCCGCACAAGCCCUGCACAUAUUUAGUGCUAGCGCCCGUUCUUUGAAUUUCGGGGUUGGAGUUUCGGGAGCCGCGCGCGGUGGACAGGCGUGUGAGUGUUCCCUCUUCGGGGCCUAGGAGCUUCCUAUUUCCCUUGGGAAGGCAAGGGCUCGCGCGCCUCCCCUCCCCUCUAGGUCUGUUGCCUCAGUUUCUCCGCUGAGCCUGAGAACGUCAGCGGGGGCUCAGCGCCUCACGUGGCUUCCUUCCCUUUUCUGGAAGCUGUAAAGACGCCCCCACGGCCAAGGCCGAAAGGAGAAGCGAGACCGCCGGGGAGGGGACUCGCAUCGGUGGGGGAAUGCGGAUCCCCGGACGUGACGACGCAGCGCGUCCUCACCCCCAGGGUUCGCUAGCUUCUGGGCCGCUUCUUGGAAAAUCUGGGCCAGCUGGCUGGGGACAUGCUCCAUGAGGGAAGGACACCCUUGAUGGAGGGCACCCCGGGAGUAUUCCCGGGAUCCCAUCCUAGCGAGGGAUCUAUCACUCGGUUCAAGACUCCCACAGGCGCUGAGGAGUGACACUGGAUUUCGAACCCCUUGCAGCUGGAAGCCUCAGUUUAACACUCUCUGGAACAGAAACAGUAACAAUCCCUACUGUCCAAGGGACUGCAAAGCGCUCCGCGCAGUGUAAACACAGAAUUAAGGUUAACGGGACCGUGGAUGGGACCCCUAGGACCGGGAGCAGCCUCCGAGUCGCUGCAGCCACUGUGGCCCUAUUGCUCCAAUUCGGAAAUUCCGGUGCUCCAGUGGCCAGCAAGCGAGUACAGCCCUGCUCGGGCCCCGCAUCGCGUCAAUCCGGAAAUGCCUGAGCCCUCGUUUCUGAGGGGAAGGCGUGAGAUUUCCCGGAAGGCAGCACCGCCCCUCGACCCCCCGGUGGCCGGUCGCUAUAAAAGGACCUUUGCGCUGCUAGUGCCCAGUCAGUUCUCCGAACCUUCACCCCUUCACGUCUCCGCCUCCGCUCUGCCUGGGUCGCGAUGGCUUCGAGCGCCGCCCGACUCCCGCUGCCCGCCCUCUUCGCCCUGCUCGGGGCUCUGCUCCCAGGGACUGGAGGUGCCCAAACAUCAGUAGACCCCCCAGAAGACAUCAUACCUAGAGGAGGCUCCAUGCAGGUGACCUGCAGAGCCUCCUGUGACGGAAAUGCUGUCUUGGGUCUGGAGACUCCGUUGACUAAGAAGGAAGUGGCUAAUGGGAUCAACUGGAAGACCUAUGAACUUAGUGACAUACAAGAAGACAGCACUCCACUAUGCUUCUCAAACUGCAACGGUAUCCAGUCGACAGCUUCAGUGACCCUCAUUGUGUACUCGUUACCAAAGCGUGUGGAGCUGGCACCCCUGCCCCCCUGGCAGCCCGUAGGUGAAGACCUCACCCUGCGCUGCGAGGUGGAAGGAGGGGCGCCCCGGACCAACCUCUCUGUGUUGCUGCUCCGCGGGGAGGAAGAGCUGAGUCGGCAGCUAGCAGAGGGGGAAACCGCUGAGUUCACGUUGCUGGCCAGCAGAGGCGACCACGGCGCCAACUUCUCUUGCCGCACGGAACUGGACCUUCGGCCCAAAAACCGGGGACUGUUCCAGAACAGUUCAGUCCCCAGGCAGCUCCGAACCUUCGUCCUGCCAAAGACCCACCCACACCUUGUGAGCCCCCGGAUCAUGGAAGUGGGUACACAGCAGCACGUGAACUGCACCCUGGAUGGGCUGUUCCCUGCUUCAGAGGCCCAAGUCCACCUGGUGCUAGAGGACCAUAGGCUGGAAACCACAGUUGAGUACAACAAGGACUCUCUCUUGGCUACGGCUUACAUCAAAGCGAACACAGAGGAAGAGGGCACCCAGCAGCUGACGUGUACAGUGACUCUGGGAAACCAGAGCCAGUGGACAUUGGAGAAUGUGACCAUCUACAGCUUCCCUGCUCCCAUCCUGACCCUGAGCCCGCCUAAUGUCUCCGAGGGGACUGUGGUGAGUGUGGAGUGCAAGGCCUGUGCUGGAGCUGUGGUGACGCUGCAAGGGGCCCCAGCUGGGCCUCCAGGCCCAAGUGCCCAAUUUCUGCUGAACGCCACUUCCAACGACGACGGGCGCAUCUUCUUGUGCUCUGCUGCCCUGGAGGUGGCUGGGACGGUGCUGCGCAAGAACACGACCCAGGAGCUCCGUGUUUUGUACAACUCGAAUCAAGUGGUCACCAUCAUUCUGGUGGCAGCUGCUGUCACUUUGAUCUCCGUGUGCACAGCCGCUUACCUUUAUAACCGCCAGCGGAAGAUCCGGGAAUACAAGUUACAGAAGGCCCGGGAGGCAAAUGCCAUGAAGCUGAACACGCCACCCUGAAGCUGUCGUAGGACAGGGCCUCCACCAGUGGCAGCAGUGCCACAUUGAACAGAGGCGGACAUAUGCUAUUCAGCUGUACCUGCCUUCCGAGAAUGCCAGAGGACAGGAUACAGGCCUCGGUUAGGAUACACACAGCAUUUGGGGUUGUGGCAUCUGCGCACUGAGGACUCCCAGGCAUCCCACCUGACCUGUAGCCACAGGACUGAGCCACGACUGGGGGGCAAGACUCAGGACAUGACUGUGAGAGAUAUCAAAGGCUGACCUGGUCAGAAGGGGAGUGAUGGAGACCCAUACCUCCAACAUGGAGACAUCCAUUUGGGAAACAUUGAAAAACACCCCC
Molecule: messenger RNA, 2817 nt
Organism: Rhinolophus ferrumequinum (greater horseshoe bat)
Lineage: Eukaryota; Metazoa; Chordata; Mammalia; Chiroptera; Rhinolophidae
Gene: ICAM1
Product: intercellular adhesion molecule 1
Exons: 6
Coding region: 1143-2477 (444 amino acids)
Biological process (GO): cell-cell adhesion
Cellular component (GO): membrane
Molecular function (GO): integrin binding
Source: RefSeq, a predicted model, not a curated record